UAUUUCCUGAUUCAGACUCGCUCCGACAAAGUGAAAGUGGGGCAGGAUUGGGGCAUUUUUGGCAAUAUUACCCCUUCUGAGAAGCCCCUUUCGCCCGAUUCUGUACCAGCCGGCACCCUUGGAGUUAGCUGUUCAUCUGAUACCCCAGCAGGAUUGUACUUUCUGCUAUCAGUGGCAUUUCCAGCAAGGACUCAUGAAGCCCCCGGCUCUGGCGCAUGGUUAUGAGCCUUAGAGUACCGGAGCUGCCGGUUCUGUUGGGUUUUGCCGGCCGGAAUAAGACUGGAAGGAGGCAGGAGAUCGUCGCCGGGGCUCUCCCACUCGCUAAGUCGGGCUGCGAUCCGGCCGUCCAGAUGAAGAUCAAAGAACUGUAUCGGAGGAGGUAUCCGCGCAAGAUCCUCAACACCGCCGGCUUGCCGAUGUUACAUGUACAGGGAGGUGCGCUGACCACCGCCAACUCGCUGGCGCAAGGAACGGUGUGCCACCUGCCCUACGACACCAGCCCAACCUCAACCACCGUGCCCGCCGCCAUGCUGCCUCCGCUUCCCGUGCUGGGCCCGAAGCACGAGGCUGAAAUCCAGCACGUCUCCCCGGCGGCCCACCCGCUGCACCCGGACGUCAAGAUGAAGCGGCUGCCCUUUUACGACGUCUACGAUGAGCUUAUCAAGCCCACCACGUUGGCCUCCACAAACACCCAGCGCUUCGAAGAGGCGCACUUCAGCUUUGCGCUGACCCCGCAGCAAGUCCACCAGAUCCUCACCUCCAGAGAUAUCUUGCCGGGAGCCAAGUGCGAUUACACGGUCCAAGUUCAACUCAGGUUCUGCCUGUGCGAGACCAGCUGUCCGCAGGAAGACUAUUUCCCCCCCAACCUGUUUGUGAAAGUGAAUGGAAAGCUCUGCCCUUUGCCUGGUUACUUACCACCCACGAAGAACGGAGCCGAGCCGAAGCGUCCCAGCAGACCGAUCAACAUCUCUCCGCUCAUCCGACUCACGUCCACUGCGCCCAAUGCCAUCGUGGUGAAUUGGUCCUCUGAAUUUGGCAGGAAUUACUCUCUGUCCCUGUACCUGGUGAAGCAGCUGACGUCCGUAACGUUACUGCAGAAACUCCGAGCCAAGGGGAUCCGUAACCCGGACCAUUCCAGAGCUCUGAUAAAAGAAAAGCUGACGGCGGAUCCCGACAGCGAGAUUGCGACCACCAGCCUACGCGUUUCUCUGAUGUGCCCACUUGGUAAAAUGCGCCUGACCGUGCCAUGUCGAGCUGUCACUUGCACUCACCUCCAAUGCUUUGACGCUGCGCUCUACCUUCAAAUGAAUGAGAAGAAACCGACGUGGACGUGUCCCGUGUGCGACAAGAAGGCUCCGUACGACCUGCUGAUCAUCGAUGGUCUCUUCAUGGACAUCCUUAACUCCUGCACAGACUGUGAUGAGAUCCAGUUCAUGGAGGACGGGUCCUGGUGUCCCAUGAAACAAAAAAAAGAGAAGCAGGACCUGUGCAGCAGCGUUGAAGCGAGUACAAACUACAGCAUGGGCUUGGACAUUAAACUGCCCACAGAGACCAAGAAGAAAGUGGAGGUCAUUGAUUUGACUUUGGACAGUUCGUCGGAUGAAGAGGAACCGCCGUCCAAAAAGCAGUGCCCUGUGACGUCGGUUUUAAUCCCCUCGCCUGAUGGACCCAAAGGGGUGAUCAGUGUGGACCACCAGCCGUCAUCUGUCCUGAGGAGUCCUCCCAUGGCAACGAUGGGCAGUGAUUAUUUGACGGGUCUCCCCAUUCCAGAUUACCAUCGUUCCUAUGCAGUACCUACUGAUAUCCAAGCUGGGUUGGAUUUAUUUUCAUUCCUCCAGACGACUGAAAAUCAGCAUUACAGUCCCUCUGUCAUCACUUCAUUGGAUGAACAAGACGCGUUGAGUCACUUCUUCCAGUACCGAGCUGGACCGCCGCGUUUUAUGAGUCCGCUAACCCAAGCGAUCACCAGCUCUCACGUUGUGCCCAACACCGCCAGUCGCAUCAGCAGCAUCGUGUCCACCAACACCAUGCGAGAAAGCCAUAACGGGUCGCAGAACGCCACAUCCUCGAUGCCAGGGUGCCGGCCGGACAUCAUAUCUUUGGACUGACCGCGCUGAGAAUGGGCAGUAGAAAAAGAAGCAAAGCCAAGCGGA
Molecule: messenger RNA, 2153 nt
Organism: Spea bombifrons (plains spadefoot toad)
Lineage: Eukaryota; Metazoa; Chordata; Amphibia; Anura; Pelobatidae
Gene: PIAS3
Product: protein inhibitor of activated STAT 3
Exons: 14
Coding region: 216-2108 (630 amino acids)
Biological process (GO): regulation of transcription by RNA polymerase II; protein sumoylation
Molecular function (GO): zinc ion binding; transcription coregulator activity; SUMO ligase activity
Source: RefSeq, a predicted model, not a curated record